Molecule: messenger RNA, 1425 nt
Organism: Xylaria bambusicola
Lineage: Eukaryota; Fungi; Ascomycota; Sordariomycetes; Xylariales; Xylariaceae
Product: enoyl-CoA hydratase/isomerase
Exons: 1
Coding region: 442-1275 (277 amino acids)
Biological process (GO): fatty acid beta-oxidation
Cellular component (GO): mitochondrion
Molecular function (GO): enoyl-CoA hydratase activity
Source: RefSeq, a predicted model, not a curated record
GUGAUUACACACCUACCUACGCUGCUCCGCUGCUGGCACUAUUAUAGCGCGGGAGUUGUCGCGGAUCAUUGCCGUCGCUAGCAUAGCGCCAACUGCAUCGGCUGAAGGAUUCCAUUCAUGUGGGCACGCUACCAUGUAAGUCAUCUCCUCGCUAGUCCAGAUACCUGGUGGAUCUGCAACACGCCACCUCGACCGUAUCGUGGUAAAAACGUGGAAAUAUGAUGUCUUGCAUGUAGGUGGUAAUAGUUACCUUGAUCUUAAUCAUACAGUACCACGUUUUGUUGUGCCGCAACGUGGAAGCAUAUCAUCAUAGUGCCGAUUGCUGUCAUCAUACGUGCCCUUAUUAGGCAGCUCAGUCACACACCUGCUUACACGAGUAUGGGAUUAUACAAUUAGACAUCUCAUUGCAUCCCAGGUGACUUGAUACACAACAUCAACAACAUGGCAUCACCAACUGAGACCCCUCCGCCACCAACCCCAACUUUCUUAAAGCUGUCCUACCCAGCCCCAAGAGUCCUCUUGGUGCGUAUGGAUCGGCCAAAGGACCUCAACGCCAUGUCAACCACGGGGCAGUGGGAAAUGGACUCGGUAUGGAAGUGGUUUGACCAGGAGCCACGCCUCAGCGUAGCCAUUAUCACAGGCACCGGUCGAGCCUUUUCAGCAGGUGCCGACCUCAAGGAAUGGAAUAACUCUAUGUCUGAUGAUGCAGACCCCAAAAACCGUAUGGGAAAUGCGCCGGCCUUCAAGCCCCUAAGCCGCCGGCUCGGCAAGAAACCCGUGAUCGCCGCCGUAAAUGGUCUGGCAAUGGGAGGGGGCUGUGAGUUCGUCGUUAACUGCGAUCUUGUCGUAGUAGCCGAUGAUGCCUACUUUGGCCUUCCAGAGGUGAAAAGGGGUCUUGCGGCUAUAGGAGGCGCUCUCCCCCGGCUGAUACGCACCAUCGGACUUCAACGGGCGUCCGAAUUCGCGAUGACAGGCCGGAAGGUCACGGCACAAGAGAUGUAUCAAUGGGGAGUUGUCAACAAGGUGGUACCAAAAGACCAGGUUGUAGCCGAGGCUGUGAAAUACGCCGAAGCCAUAGCCCAGAACAGCCCAGACGCCAUCAUCUGCACGCGCGCGGGGCUACGCCAGGGGUGGGAGACGGCCAGUGUAGAACGGGCAGUAGAAUGGACACUGGAGAAGGAAUUCGCUGAGCUACAACGGGGUGAAAAUAUCCUUGAGGGGCUCAAAGCAUUUUCGGAAAAGAGGGAGCCACAAUGGAAAGCAAGCAAGCUCUAAUAGUGUACUGUUCCGCUCCUGACCACGAUCUGAAGGCAUCUAGUUCUAAUAUAGCAUAUUUCUAAUACCACUCUGUAGAUUACUUUUACACGUGUAUAUCCAAGAUAGACGGCUUUAUAGUAUGUACUACAUAUAUAAACUAUGCUUAUA